Molecule: messenger RNA, 2274 nt
Organism: Diorhabda carinulata
Lineage: Eukaryota; Metazoa; Arthropoda; Insecta; Coleoptera; Chrysomelidae
Product: 4-hydroxybutyrate coenzyme A transferase
Exons: 8
Coding region: 298-1725 (475 amino acids)
Biological process (GO): acetate metabolic process
Cellular component (GO): mitochondrion
Molecular function (GO): acetate CoA-transferase activity
Source: RefSeq, a predicted model, not a curated record
GCAUGAUACAAUUACUUCGUUUAGUUUCCGAACAACAGAUCACACUUUUGGAAAACUUCUUAUAUAUGUAGAGAUUAAAUACUGACAUCAACUGACAUUGACAGUUGUAAUGUUUAUUAGGAGCUUAUAAUUGCUAAUCUUUGAUCUAUGUCAAUUGUCGUCAUUCACUCAGUUGAGUUUCAGUCGUGAUAGUUUAAGUGUUUGACUUUUGGUGUUUUGUCGAUUAACCCCAUAUUUUUCAUAAUUUUGUUUUAAAUACUGAACGUACAAUAAUUGGACCAAAUACUGGUGUAAACAAUGGCAGUAUCUGUUCGAGGAAUAUCUCAUCGCCUAGGACACUUAAGUGGCGUUUUAUCUACUGUAAAAAUAUUUCCACGAACUUACUUCACUUACACAAAUGAACCUGCUCAACCGAUCAAAGGCAAAGAACCGAAAUGGACAACCGCUGAAGAUGCUUUUCAAGAUUUGAAGUCAGGGGAUACUGUUUUCUCUCAGGGAGCAGCAGCUACUCCAAUUGAUUUAUUGAAAGCUAUGACAGAGGUAGGAAAAAACAAGAAGCUUGAAAAUGUCACGGUUUGUCACAUGCACACUGAAGGUCCAGCAACAUAUACAGAUCCAUCAUGUGAAGGAAUCUUUAGAUCAUGUUCCUUCUUUAUGGGUGGUAAUGUGAGAAAAGCAGUGGCAGAUGGUCGGGGAGAUGCUAUACCCAUAUUUUUAUCUGAAAUUCCAUUACUAUUUACCAAGAAAAUUGUCAAGCCGGACAUCGCAGUAAUUCAGGUGUCCCCUCCAGAUUCUCAUGGAUACUGUAGUUUGGGAACCAGUGUUGAUUGCGUUAGAGCUGGAAUGUCUCAUUCAAAAAUUAUAAUUGCUCAAAUCAAUCCACAUAUGCCAAGAACCUUUGGAGAUGGUAUUAUUCAUAUUAGUCAUAUUGACUAUGCUGUGAAAGUAAAUACCCCUCUACCAUGCCAUGGUGGUAAGCCUCCUACUGAUGUUGAAUUAAAAAUUGGAAAAAACAUUGCGGAAAAUUUGGUGGAAGACGGCGCCACGCUUCAAAUGGGAAUCGGCAGUAUUCCAGAUGCAGUCCUAGCAUUAUUAACUAACCACAAAGAUCUCGGCAUUCAUUCAGAAAUGUUCGCUGGCGGAGUGAUAGAUCUAGUCAAUAGAGGCUGUGUUACAAACAGUAAGAAGAGUAUCCAUAGAGGAAGGAUUGUUGGAUCAUUCUUAAUAGGAACACAAGAACUUUAUGAUUUUGUAGAUAACAAUCCAUUUAUUGAGAUGUUAGUUGUAGAUUAUGUAAAUAAUACUGGUAUAAUUGCGAGACAACCUAAAAUGACUGCUAUAAACUCAUGUAUUGAAGUCGAUUUGACAGGUCAAAUUUCUUCAGAUUCUAUUGGUACGAGGAUGUAUUCUGGUUUUGGUGGUCAAGUUGAUUUUAUUAGAGGUGCUGCGGAAGGAUUGGACGGAAAAGGAAAACCAAUAAUCGCUUUACCUUCUUCUACAAAUAAGGGACAGAGUAAAAUUGUUCCAAUUCUUAAACCAGGUGCCGGCGUUGUAACAACAAGAGCUCAUGCCCAUUACGUCGUAACCGAAUAUGGUAUCGCGUAUCUUUUCGGAAAAUCUUUAAGACAAAGAGCACACGCUCUUAUCAACAUUGCUCAUCCUGAUCACAGAGAAGCCUUAGAAAAAGCCGCGUUUGAACGUCUCCAAGUAAUGCCAUCCCCUUAAGUAUAAGUAUUAAAUUACCUCAAAGUAUAAAAGAUUUUUAGAUAAAGAUGUCACUUUUAUUUUUUUUGUACAAUAAUAAUAGUAAUAAGUUCAUAUUUUCAAACGGAUACUUGUCGCUGGUAGAGAUUCUUCUCAUCUGCAGUAUCUGCACUAUAAAUAAUUAGAAGUCGGGGAAUCAAAUUAAACACUCAUAACUAUGAUGUGACACUUCUCUUCAAUUCUCGCAUAGAAGAUUGACCAAGAGGGCAACAAAAAUUCAUUUAAAGUGCCCCUCUUGCAAAUGAAAUUCACGAUCUCUUCUAUUAUUUAAUUAAGAGGGUGACAUUAAGUGUGAACAUUUAUAAAUUGAUACCUAAAAUGUGUUGAUUGUUUAGUCAGCAUCAUCUCAUGACAUGUUUUAUUAAUAACUUCCAAUUUUGGAAAUAGACUGUGUAAUCACUGUCUCAUACUAAUUGUUCAUUUUUAGAGUGAUGAAGUGAUAAUGCAUCAACAUUUUUUGUUUUUAGAAUUGCUUUUGUAUAUUUACAUAAAUAAAAUGGUUACAGUUUG